AUGACUCGAGAUACUCUUCGCCCAGCCGACGGCAGCCAUAACAACAGCCCCGAGCUAGACAUUCUGGCCGGCCUGUGGGAGGAAGCGCGCUUUGCCAGGCUACCAUGGGACGCCCCUGAGGAGUUGAGAGAGUUGGUGGAAGAGAUUGACAAUCCUAGGAAAGUAUACGCUGUUCACAAGGCCAGUCGCAGGCACAACUUCCAACUUCUGGUCCAAAAGUACAUCUUCCAACUACGCGAAGGUUGCGGUAACGAAAACUGUACAACGCCAACAUGCUUCAGCUGCCGCAGGAGGCUUGCUGGCCGAGCACCCAUCCGACGAUACAAUACCACGAGCGCGAGGAUACUGGCCAUUUACCUGGCGAGCCAGGACAAUCCUGAGAAUGGACUGUGUCCUGGCUUGCGCUUACCAAAGGCACCACCGGCCGCUCUCAAUUCUCUUCGUUUCUCACCAGCUCCCAAACCUUAUCACAUCAAGGGGCCCAAUGUUGCUGGCGACACAAGUUCACUCAAGAAUACAGGAGCCGGGAAAGGACACAGGACACCGAAUAAUGACAGUGGGAAGGACAAGGAACGACCAAAAAGUCCAGCACAACAUGCAGAGAAGGCAGAGCCAGCUUUCACGGUGCUAGAGAGGCCAAACCGAGCAGAUUAUCGAUCCUUUGCCGCAAAUGUUUUCGGAACCGUCGCUGUCAAGAUGGUGGAGUGGCUUACCCCGGCUGCCAUGGAGGAGAUGUCACGCAUUGCGAAAGCUUACGAGACAAGCGAGCCAACAAUCCCAAAAGAUCGCCAAGUUGGGGCGCCAAAAGCCUCAAAGAACGAGUCGCCAGGCCAACAAUCGAGCGCUGGACAAGUCUUACCGCCCGGCACCAUCAAGGAUGCUAGGCCCAAGGAGCUGGAAACGAAGAGCGAUGGAAAGCAAAACGAGGACAGCGAGAAAACAGCAGUCAAGGAGGUGAAGCCAGCAAGCGAACAUCCAAGCCAACAGGGACAUCGUCCUAAUGGUCACCGACGGAAUUCGAGUGCAAGAGUUCGGGCACCAGGAUCCGGCCCGAAACCCAAGCGCAAACUGUCGAUCGACCAUUUUACCACUGAUACUCGCCCCAAUGGUUCCGCAGACAAAGGAUUGCGAGGUCUCAAGGCUGCUGGCUCAACACUCACGCGCCCAAUCUCCCAGCUUUCGUCGGCCGGCUAUUUCGAUCACGUCAGCUUGGAGAAGAUGCCUCCCAAAUCUGCCGAUCUGAGACCCAAGACUGGCAUUCGCGGGCAACUCGAUGCUUCCAAAAGUACCGAGUCAAACCACCAGUUAAAGGUAGCCUUCGAUUCCGGGGCUCCUGGUGUUCAAGGAGAAAGACGAGCAGGUGACGUCGAAUCCGAUUCCGAGGAUGAUCACAUACUUCCUCAGACUUUGUCAAGGCUCGAUCCUCGUGUAGUCGACUUCAUGUGCGAUGUAAUACAGGAGGACGGCACCGCCGAAGGCCACGUCCUGGAACCACGAGCAGUAACCAAAUUCCACAAGGGUUAUGCGGACCAGAGCAAGGCGCUCGAGAGGAAGCUUGAACCCAAACGCGCUCGUUCACCCAACAUGAAACUGGAAUGGAAGCUGUUUGUAGAGCAGUCUCUCUUCCAUGUCUUGAGUGAUCCACAUCAAGCUAUCCGAUCCUUCACCACAAAUGGCCAGCUCUACGAUUCGGAAACGCUAUGGUACUGCAUGUUACGCAUGACACGAGUUGCUCCUUCUCUGGUCUUCCAUAGUCUAUGGAUGGCUGCUGCCAGUCUGUUCGCUCCCCCAAAGGCGCUCCAGUCUCUUCGUUCGCGGACUACGAAGCUUUUCCCCAAGUCCGAAAAGGCUCUGUCAAACGAGGAGGCUGGUCGGCUUCUGUCCAUUUGCUUGCACGCCUUGGUCGCUGCAGCCCCGUUGGUCAAUGAUGAUAGACAGCUGUAUGACAUGUCGAGAAUAAGGGCUCACGGUUUGAUAUUUGCUGGCAGUGGCUCGCCAGCUGCUCAACCCACUAAUCUGUGUCUUCAGUACGAGGAUGCCUUCUCUGACGAACUGGCCCUUCGUCUUGCUAAACGGGUUCUUGCAGCCAUCCCCACACGUCGUUACUAUGAUGAGCUGAAGAGAUCCAACAUUGCAGACGAUGAUGCCAAAGAACACGACGUGCUUAACCCCCUAUUCUCGCAAUUGGAUUAUCUGAAUGAGGAUCCUUUGUACAUCAUCAACUUCCCCUUCUUCGACCGCACCAUUCAUGAGACGCGCGUUCCUAUCCUUUUGCUUGACUGGGCGAGAGCUGUGAUGAUCAAAGAGUGGGAUGGUAACCCCGAGGUGCCUGGAGAUGGGCCCUUUGGUGGUGCCUUGGCCCUCGUCGAUGCUAUGCACGAAAAACGUGAGGACCUCCUGCUCGGUGACGUUCAGUUUCACUCCAAGUAUUUUGCCGAUCGGUUGGACGUAGUGGAGGCGCCGGUCAACUGGCUUGCGCACGCUUCGAACCGGAAGAAGCUGCAUUUGCUAGAUUUUCCCUAUCUAUUCGACAGCAACACGCUCGUGGGCUUCUUCCGUGCCAUCAACCUUUCUCGCAUGAACCGCUAUUACGAGCAGUCGGCCUCGAUUCAGGAGAGAUUUGAGGUUUAUAUGGGAAGAUCCAGCCCGAUGAAUGAGCACCAUAAAAGGGUCCUCUUUGACAAACUCAAGAUUGCGAGUUCCAAGUACCUCAUCCUCGAAGUUAGACGUAAUAGGGUCAUAAGGGAUGCUUUCGACCAGCUAUGGCGGCGAGAGGAGCGGGAACUCAUGCGGCCGCUCAAGAUCCACCUUGGUGAACAUGCUGGCGAGGAAGGUUUCGACUCUGGUGGCGUCCAGCAGGAGUUCUUCCGCCUUGCCAUGGCAGAGGCCUUGAACCCUGACUAUGGCGCGUUCACGGUAGACGAGAGAACCAAGAUGACCUGGUUCCAGCCUGGGUCUGCGGUGGAGGAAUGGAAGUUUGAGCUCAUCGGACUGCUCAUGUCUCUGGCCAUCUAUAAUGGUCUCACCCUUCCAGUCACCUUUCCCAAGGCGCUUUACGCCAAACUCCUUGGCGAGCCCGUUACCGACCUCGACCACAUAGCAGACGGCUGGCCUGACCUUGUCAGCGGGCUUACCAUGCUCCUUGACUGGGACGAAAAGGAAAUGGGCGGUUCCGUCGAAGACGUGUUUUCUCGCACUUACGAGUUCUCUGUCGAAAGCUUUGGCGAACAGGUGACCAAGCUUAUGACACCUCCACCCCCGCCCAUCUGCUCUCGAGGGGGCAAGUUGGCCGCCGAAACGGACGCUUUCUCUCGGGAAGAACCCUGGCCUCAAUUCUCUCCCGCCUUCCGAAGACUCAGUGACGCCUCGUCUACCGCCUCCACUGUCCGUUCCGAAGAAGAGGCACCGCUCGUCACAGCCGCCAACCGCGAGCAGUUUGUGUCUGAUUACAUCCGCUACCUGACCGAUGUCUCCAUCCGUCCACAGUUCGAGGCCUUUGCGCGCGGCUUCUGUACCUGUCUCCACCCCAAGUCCCUGUCACUGCUCACCCCCUCGCUUCUCCAGUCGCUAGUCGAAGGCGUGCAGGAGAUCGAUAUCAACGAGCUCCAGCGGUACACGCGCUAUGUCGACUGGGACGCAUCCCACCGGACCGUCCGCGAUUUCUGGAGUAUCGUUAAGAAGUACGACGACAAGAUGAAGAGACGGCUGCUGGAGUUCGUCACAGCCAGCGACCGCUUGCCGGUCGGAGGCGUCAAGAACCUGGUCUUCACCCUUCAGAGGAACGGCAAGGAAGAUUACACUGAUGUGGACGAUGAAGAUGAGGAGGAGGAAGAUGAUGGUCCGUAUGACAGCGAUGAGUGGGAAGUACAGGGUGAAUUCAGCUCCGACGAGUAUACUUCCGAAGAGGAGGAGGAUUUCUGGGGGCAACGCGAGGAAGAGGAGGAGGAUAACGACGGGGUGAGGCGAGGCGAAGUCGUCAUUGAAGAUAGUGGCGAGAGCCACGAGAGUCAAAUUCGGUCCCAGGCUCACAGCCAGCCCGCUCCUGAAAGUCCAACCACCACCAACAACAACAACACCUCGGCAGAGGAUGACGCAAGACAGCAACAACAGGAAAACACGCCACCGCCGCCGCCGCCGCAGCAGCAGCAGCAGCAGGAGCAGCCGACGACGACGCCAGCGCAAAGAGCCCGUACUUCCUCGUCGGCCAAUGGACACAGGAGACGCAGAAGCGUAAGAAGUUCUCAUAGUCAUGGUCAUCGGGAAAGGCGCGCUAGUGCUCGCAGCGGCACCGGAGAGCAACAGCUUGAAGAGCAAGCAGCACCACCAAAGGAGAAGAAGAAGAAAGCACCGAGGUUACCUACCGCUUAUACGUGCUAUGGCAUCCUUCUGCUGCCGGAGUACAGGGAUAAGGAGAUGUUGAGGGAGAGGCUGGCUAUGGCGUUGGAGAAUGCUCAGGGUUUUGGGUUUGCCUGA
Sordaria macrospora k-hell is the source of this 4473-nucleotide messenger RNA. RefSeq lists its product as uncharacterized. Gene Ontology annotation, molecular function: ubiquitin protein ligase activity. NCBI's taxonomy places the organism in Eukaryota, Fungi, Ascomycota, Sordariomycetes, Sordariales, Sordariaceae. The record is from RefSeq and is a predicted model, not a curated record. Gene Ontology annotation, biological process: protein polyubiquitination.